AUGGAGGCAAGAGACGGCGUGGCGUCGUCCCAAGCGGGGGCGGCCGGCGCGGCAGUUCCGAAGGCCGACUUGGGAGACUGCAGAUUUUAUGAGGAGCGUUUUCCCGAUGUCGAAGAUUUAGUUAUGGUAAAGGUCAACCGCAUUGCCGACCUCGGCGCCUACGUCAGCCUUCUCGAGUACAACAACAUGGAAGGCAUGAUUCUCAUGAGUGAACUGAGCAAGCGUCGAUUUCGCAGUGUCAACAAAUUGAUUCGCGUCGGACGUCAUGAGGUCGUCAUGGUGCUUCGCGUGGACCCCAAGAAGGGAUAUAUCGAUUUGAGCAAGAGGCGCGUUAGCCCCGAGGAUAUCGUGAAAUGUGAAGAGAAAUUUAGCAAGUCAAAGAAGGUCCACCAGACAGUUCGCCACGCUGCGCAGAAACACGGCAUGAAGGUCGACGAUUUGAAUCGCUCCGUUAUUUGGCCUCUGUACCGGAAAUACGGACAUGCUCUCGACGCCUUGAAGGAAGCGGCGAUGCGCCCCGAUGAAGUCUUCGCGGGUCUGGAAGUCGAUGAGGAAGUGCGGAAAUCGCUCAUUCAAGACAUCCAACUUCGCCUGGCUCCUCAGGUUCUGAAGCUGCGAGCACGCGUCGACGUGUGGUGCUUCGGCAAGGAGGGAAUCGACGCUGUCAAGGCAGCGCUUCAAGCUGGGCAGGAAGUGGGGGACUCCGAGGUUACCAUCAACAUCAAACUCAUUGCUCCGCCCCAGUAUGUCGUAGUCACCUCGUGCUAUGACAAGGAUCUAGGCAUGAGAAAGAUCGAGGAGGCAAUGAAAGCAAUCAGCGAUAAAAUCAAGAGCUUCAGUGGAGGAGACUUCAAGCAACAAGGCGAGAUUGUUGUUAUGGGCGGCGACGAGGAGAGACGGUUGGAGGAACUGCUGGAGGAGGCUGGCGAGGACGACAGCAGCGACGACGAAGAGGAGGAAGAAGACGAGGGUAUGGGCCGUGUGGAAGGCGACAUUCCCGAAGACGAAGUCGAAGAUGAUGAAGACGAAGCCGAAGACAACGAAGACGCAAAGGCGUGA
Messenger RNA from Neospora caninum, 1059 nucleotides. Its product is annotated as Translation initiation factor 2 subunit alpha (AeIF-2a), related. Bases 1 to 1059 code for a protein of 352 amino acids. The record is from RefSeq and is a predicted model, not a curated record. Gene Ontology annotation, molecular function: ribosome binding; RNA binding; translation initiation factor activity. Gene Ontology annotation, cellular component: eukaryotic 48S preinitiation complex; multi-eIF complex; eukaryotic translation initiation factor 2B complex. NCBI's taxonomy places the organism in Eukaryota, Apicomplexa, Conoidasida, Eucoccidiorida, Sarcocystidae. The transcript has 8 exons.